Molecule: messenger RNA, 4969 nt
Organism: Microcebus murinus (gray mouse lemur)
Lineage: Eukaryota; Metazoa; Chordata; Mammalia; Primates; Cheirogaleidae
Source: RefSeq, a predicted model, not a curated record
AGGAACCGGAAGUGUCGCCGGCGCCGAGGCCGAGGCCGCUGCCGCUGCUUCUAAGUGCCGCGUUCGCCGCCUGGGUUGCCACCGGCGCCACCGCCGAGGAAGCUGCUGCAUCCGGGACGGGAGUGGAGGCGGUGCGGCAUGAAGCGGCGCAGGCCUGCUCCGUAACGCGCGUCGGGACGGUCCGGGCGGGGCCGGGGGGAAGGAUUGAAUGGUGAGAAAAGGACAGAUUCCUGUGAGAGGAGAGCAGAAUGAGCAGAGGGAUCUAUGCUUGAACUUGAGUCACUUGAAAAAGAUCUCUUUGUAUGUGGAAGAGAUCUGCACAGAUGAAAAUACAAUCAGGAAAAUGCAACAUGGCAGCAGCAAUGGAAACAGAACAGCUGGGUGUUGAGAUUUUUGAAACUGCAGAGUGUGAGGAGAAUAUUGAAUCACAGGAUCAGCCUAAAUUGGAGCCAUUUUAUGUUGAGCGAUAUUCCUGGAGUCAGCUUAAAAAGCUACUUGCUGAUACCAGAAAAUAUCAUGGCUACAUGAUGGCUAAGGCACCACAUGAUUUUAUGUUUGUGAAGAGGAAUGAUCCAGAUGGACCUCAUUCAGACAGGAUUUAUUACCUUGCCAUGUCUGGUGAGAACAGAGAAAAUACACUGUUUUAUUCUGAAAUUCCCAAAACCAUCAACAGAGCAGCAGUCUUAAUGCUCUCUUGGAAGCCUCUUCUGGACCUUUUUCAGGCGACACUGGACUAUGGAAUGUAUUCUCGAGAAGAAGAAUUAUUAAGAGAAAGAAAACGUAUUGGAACAGUUGGAAUUGCUUCUUAUGAUUAUCACCAAGGAAGUGGAACAUUUCUGUUUCAAGCUGGUAGUGGAAUUUAUCAUGUAAAAGAUGGAGGCCCACAAGGAUUUACACAACAACCUUUACGGCCCAAUUUAGUGGAAACUAGUUGUCCCAAUAUACGGAUGGAUCCAAAAUUAUGCCCUGCUGAUCCAGACUGGAUUGCUUUUAUACAUAGCAAUGAUAUUUGGAUAUCCAACAUCGUAACCAGAGAAGAAAGGAGGCUUACUUAUGUGCACAAUGAGCUAGCCAACAUAGAAGAGGAUCCUCGAUCAGCUGGAGUCGCUACCUUUGUUCUUCAAGAAGAAUUUGAUAGAUAUUCUGGCUAUUGGUGGUGUCCAGAAGCUGAAACAACUCCCAGUGGCGGUAAAAUUCUUAGAAUUCUAUAUGAAGAAAAUGAUGAAUCUGAGGUGGAAAUUAUUCAUGUUACAUCCCCUAUGUUGGAAACAAGGAGGGCAGAUUCAUUCCGUUAUCCUAAAACAGCCUCUUAUUUUUUGAUACCUUUAUUAAAAAGUGUGAAUUUGAGAUGGGGCUCUGAAAUUCAAGUGCAGCACAGCAAUCCUAAAGUCACGUUUAAGAUGUCAGAAGUAAUGAUUGACGCCGAAGGAAGGAUUGUGGAUGUUAUAGAUAAGGAACUAAUUCAACCUUUUGAGGUUCUAUUUGAAGGAGUUGAAUAUAUUGCCAGAGCUGGAUGGACUCCAGAGGGAAAAUAUGCUUGGUCCAUCCUACUAGAUCGCUCCCAAACUCGCCUACAGAUAGUGUUGAUCUCACCUGAAUUAUUUAUCCCAGUAGAAGAUGAUGCCAUGGAAAGGCAAAGACUUAUCGAGUCAGUGCCUGACUCUGUGACACCACUAAUUAUCUAUGAAGAAACAACAGACAUCUGGAUAAAUAUCCAUGACAUCUUUCAUGUUUUUCCCCAAAGUCAGGAAGAUGAAAUUGAGUUUAUUUUUGCCUCUGAAUGCAAAACAGGUUUCCGUCACUUAUACAAAAUCACAUCCAUUUUAAAGGAGAGCAAAUACAAACGAUCCAGUGGUGGGCUGCCUGCUCCAAGUGAUUUCAAGUGUCCUAUCAAAGAGGAAAUAGCAAUUACAAGCGGUGAAUGGGAAGUUCUUGGCCGGCAUGGAUCUAAUAUCCAGGUUGAUGAAGUCAGAAGGCUGGUAUAUUUUGAAGGUACCAAAGACUCCCCUUUAGAACAUCACUUGUACGUGGCCAGUUAUGUAAAUCCUGGAGAGGUGACAAGGCUGACUGACCGUGGCUAUUCCCAUUCUUGCUGCAUCAGCCAGCAUUGUGACUUCUUUAUAAGUAAGUAUAGUAACCAGAAGAAUCCACACUGUGUGUCCCUUUACAAGCUAUCAAGUCCUGAAGAUGACCCAACUAGCAAAACAAAGGAAUUCUGGGCCACCAUUUUGGAUUCAGCAGGUCCUCUUCCUGACUAUACCCCUCCAGAAAUUUUCUCUUUUGAAAGUACUACUGGAUUUACGUUGUAUGGGAUGCUGUACAAGCCUCAUGAUCUACAGCCUGGAAAGAAAUACCCCACUGUACUGUUCAUAUAUGGUGGUCCUCAGGUACAGUUGGUGAAUAAUCGGUUUAAAGGAGUCAAGUAUUUUCGCUUGAAUACCCUAGCCUCUCUGGGUUAUGUGGUUGUGGUGAUAGACAACAGGGGAUCCUGUCACCGAGGGCUUAAAUUUGAAGGCGCCUUUAAAUAUAAAAUGGGUCAAAUAGAAAUCGAUGAUCAGGUGGAAGGACUCCAGUAUCUAGCUUCUCGGUAUGAUUUCAUUGACUUAGAUCGUGUGGGCAUCCAUGGCUGGUCCUAUGGAGGAUACCUCUCCCUGAUGGCAUUAAUGCAGAGGUCAGAUAUCUUCAGGGUUGCUAUUGCUGGGGCCCCAGUCACUCUGUGGAUCUUCUAUGAUACAGGAUACACGGAACGUUAUAUGGGUCACCCUGACCAGAAUGAACAAGGCUAUUACUUAGGAUCUGUGGCCAUGCAGGCAGAAAAGUUCCCCUCUGAACCAAAUCGUUUACUACUCUUACAUGGGUUCUUGGAUGAGAAUGUCCAUUUUGCACAUACCAGUAUAUUACUGAGUUUUUUAGUGAGGGCUGGAAAGCCAUAUGAUUUACAGAUCUAUCCUCAGGAGAGACACAGCAUAAGAGUUCCUGAAUCUGGAGAACAUUAUGAACUGCAUCUUUUGUACUACCUUCAAGAAAACCUUGGAUCACGUAUUGCUGCUCUGAAAGUGAUAUAAUUUUGACCUGUGUAGAACUGUGGUAUACACUGGCUGUUUAACCAAAUGAGGAGGUUUAAUCAAUAGAAAACAAAGAAUUGAUCAUCACCUCUUGGUACCUGCCAAACAUCUCCUGAAAGUAAAUUUGGUGCCAUGCAGGCAGGCAUCUACAGCUUAUGGAUAGUAAUCUAAUAACUUAACCAUACACAUACAAAAUUGAAUGAUACAUAUUUCUAAGGGACCUAGAAAUACAAAUACCAUGAGAAUUACUGAAAGAAAUAAGACAUUAGCACCAUGUAUCCAGACUACCCUAUUUUCACUUUUAACAGCAUUAUUAUAAACCUCAUGGAUUUAAUUAGUGUAUUUUUACAGUAUACUUCUGAGUUUGUUAAAAUAUGAUAUUAGUGAUUGGUUUGGUUCAAUUUCAGAAUCUCUGACUAGUUUCAGAUUUGAUAGCACUUAAAUGUAACUGAAUAGCUUAUGUUUCAUUGCUUGGGGUGUAUCCAGCAUGUUAAAACUAAUCACUAUUAAACCUAACUUAACCAGUCAUUAAUGAUUUUUCAAGGAUACCUUAGUGGCCUCCUGAAGACACUUAUUUUGGCUCUGACCAGUUUUUAGCCAAUUUAAACUGUAUCUAGUAUAAAUAAUUCUCAUUUUUCUUUGAUGACAUGACAGAGUGGGUUUUUCCUUAUGCAUAAAGGCAAGUAACUAUAUAUGUAGCAUGAAUUUAAUUAGUCUUAUGAUAUUGAUAAUUACAGGCAGAAAAAUUUGAUUAGAGCUUAAAUAUUUGCAGGCAAGUUUCUUUUUUUCCUUUAGGAAAAAGAAAAGGUACACAUUCACCUGUAUUCUUCAGAAAAUUUUAGUGGGGCCAGUUUCCAUUCAAUAUUUCCUUAUUAAAAUGUUCCAGAGUUUUAGGGGGGUUGAAGUUCUGGAAUCACAGUGGGGUGGGGGAGACCAGGGUGUGGGGAGUGACAGGGACAGGAGGUGGUGGGGGGGGUCUGCUUAAGAACUAAGCAGAGUACUUUUAACAAAAAUAGUCAUGAAAAAGUUGGGGAAGUGAAAUUUAAACUCCUAGAAUGUUAAGGAAACAGGAAUUAAGAAAUCACUCUAUUGCCAUCACAGCUGCAGACUAACAUUAUUCAGGGGAGGAAAAGUUCCUUAGAGUUGUUUUUAUAAUUCUAAUUUUUUUUAAAUUUUUUCCUUUUAACUUUAGAAACCUUGCAAAUUUAAGCUUUACCCUUUUUAAAUUAUUUGAACAUAAUUUAGAUACUAUGAGCUUAAAAUAAAAAGGUUUACAGACAACUUCUUUCAUAAGCUAAUUCCCAGCAAGCUACGGCUCUCUUUUUCAGUGCUUAAAGCCUAUAAAUAGUUUUCUUGAGUGGCCAUGACAUUUUCUUGGUUUAGUCCUAGCACUUGACUGUGAAGAGAGCUCACAGGCUUUCAGGUGCUAAUUGGGAUCUGCCUUAAAAGGGGUCUUGGGGUGCUAGAUGGGUCAUAUUGGCACCAGUGGCAGGGAAUGCAUCUAUGAGUUUGGAGUUUGACCCUUUUUAUCACAAGCUUCAGUGUUCAGAAAGUUGUUAUUACCAAUACUUUUAAACAACAAAGAAAAAUUGCUGUUUCUUUCUCAUCACUACAGAGAGUGGAUUUCUCCCAUAGUGAGCACAGCCUCCAUUAGUAAGGAUGGUUACCGUGCAUCAGAGGUGUGGAUUUCAUCAUUUAGGGCCAGAUGGGAGGCAGGGUGACCUGAUGGUUCUGUCCUUGGGAAGGAGAUUAGAUUUUGUUGUUUGUAUUUAUACUGUAUAAUAGAUAUCACACUUUUUCUUAUUCACUGUGUAUGUAUUGAUUUUCAUGUUUAUGAUAUUUUCCCAUGCCAAAAUUUGUUUAUAUUUUUUCAAUGUUAAAUUAAAUUGAUUUGGGUAACUUUU